UGACAGACUGUUGUGAUCACGCCAGUACAUCACCACAACUUCUCCUAUGACAGAGAGAGGAGAGACCGACGUUGAUUCGCUGUACUCAAAAGUUGAGUACCGUAGAUGAAAGAAUUUCACACGCUUUGUUGGAUGGUUGGACGGUAGAUUUCCUGUGCCCAUGCGUAGUGAGUCUGAGCUAUUGAUUUCGCGCCACUUGAUGGCGACAUUGUCCUCCGAGUGGACAUCAUCGACAUCGACAAGCUCCCUUUGAUUUGCAGUUUGAUCUUCGGUGAAGGAGAAAUCCGAUUAUUUUUCAGGUUGCUCCAGAUCAGCAAGCAACUAAGGUCCAUCAUCUCACAAAUAUCAUUGGCAUUCCUUCAAGUGGCCGACAUUCUGCAAGGAGCAUGACUACAAAAGCAAGAAAAAUUCAAAUGACUGAAAAGAAAAGAGCUAGUGCUCGUAAGAAAAUCCUCCCGGCACCAAAGAAAUCUUUAACAGGCACAGCUUUGAAACUCCGAGAUGUGAAUCGGAGGAAUCGCUUUGGCGAAACUCUUCUCCAUAAUGCUGUACUUAAUGGUGAUAUCCAACUGCUGAAAGACAUUUUGAAGCUUAGACCAAAUGUCAACAUGACUGACUGUACAGGACGAACAGCCUUGCAUGAAGCUGCUCUCCGUAAUAAGUAUGAGGCUUGUCGUUGUCUGAUUAAUGCUGGCGCUCUGGUCAACAUUGCAACCCACAAAAAAGUUACAGCUUUGCAUGAGGCCAUCACAUUUGGCAAUAAAAGGAUAGUGGAGCUGCUCCUGAAACAUGGCGCAAAACCACCGCUGAAAACCAAGGAGAAAGAAACUGCAUUUGGCACUACUGAAAAGCGUCCUCGUCAAGUCAAGGUGGCUAAAACAAAACCUAAAAGCAACCCGCCUUUUGACAAUGGAGGAGAAAUAGUAGGGCCCAGGGAAACAAGUGACAUCUGUGAUCAGGAACAUGAGACUUCUGAUGAUGACUCCAUAAGCCUGUUACAUGGUAUUGAGCCCAUCCAAAGCAGAGGAAUGAUAGCAGGCUUGGAAAAACAUCAUUUAGCUUUAGAAACCAUCACCAAGGAGCAGGAAAAUAGGAUGGAGCAAAGUCCACGAAGGACUCCUUCAGGUACGGAGCAGAAAAACUUGUCAGAGUGUGAAGCAGACAGUGGCUGGGCAGCUCUUAAUGUGGAAGUGGUUGGUGAACCAUUGAAUGCUGGAGCCGAUAUUAAUGCUUCAAACCAUGAUGGUUUCAACCCUCUACAUGAUGUUGCAACAUCUGGACAUUACCAGGUGAUGUUCUCAGAAAAUAAUUUCUCUUACCCUCUCGAUAAGAGGGCUGAUUCCAGAUGCUCUGAGAUGGCUGUCCAUCAUUACAGCACUCGUUCUACUCAGGAAACACUGACCACAGUGAGGAGCAGUCUGACUCAUAUCAUGAAAAUUAGGACAGUUCAUUUGGUGGCUGAUGAAGAACUGAUACCAAAUGCUAUACUUGACAGCUACUGGCAAAGCCUCUUGCAGGGUGAUCCACGAUUAGGAUGGUAACCUCUCUCCACGGUCUCCUAAGAUUGAGUUUGAGGUGUCUCAUGUCAUAGGCAUGAAUUUUAAUGUGUUUUCUCACCUGUUGUUAUGAAUUUAUGCCACUGUUUUAGGUUUGACAUUUUGUCUCUUUCAUUUUCCAUCUUGUUUGUGAUCAGUUCUUUGAGGUAAUCCUAUGUGUUUUCACAAUUUAUUUGGAUCCUUUCAUGGAGUUAAAUAUGCAACAAAAAAUAUUACAAACAGAAUAAUGCACUGAAAAGAAAUGGAUAGAAUAAAUAACAAACUUAACUGAAUUAUGGGUAUGUCUUUUUCAUUGCUUGCCCUGCACCUGUAUACGUAAUGCUUUGGAAUCUUGCCUGAACAGAAGCAUCUAUGAUGGUCACUUGGAUCGGUGGUCUAAAUAAUAGAUAUGCACAGCUGAAGAUAAUGGAAGGUUUACUUUAGCAGGUUUAAUCAUUUGAAAUACCUGUAUGAACCUACACUUGGAUUGACCCAUGACAUAAUCUAAAAAUAGCAGCACAAACAAAAACAAAUGCAAUACAAAUGCACCAACACAUAUGACGCAACCCAGUUUCUGUGCGGGGAGAUCUCUUGGGUGCUCACCGGCUAAGGUAGUAAGAGCAUAGUGAAUGUGUAGUCAUAGUGUUGGACACAGUUCUGUGGUUGUGUGAGCCAGUGGGCGGGCUGUUCCCGAGACUCCUUCCCCACCUACCCCGACACCCUUCCCCUCCUACCUUCCGUCACUCCGCCCAAACCGGCCUCCAGUCUACGAUGGAGCUUCAAACAUAGCACACAGGACGCACACUCACCCUUUUUCUGUCGAAACUUUCUUCACACAUGGAGACCUUUUUCCUGCUGGUUCGCCUCCCAAUGUGCUGUAAAACCAACAGACCUCAUUCAAGCUGGUCUACCUCAAAGUGACAGUGGGGGAGAGCAUCUACAUUGACUCGCAUGGAGUUACCGGCAGGCUAUCUGGAAUUCACAGCCACACGUAUGAUGUCAACUGCAC
Molecule: messenger RNA, 2544 nt
Organism: Hippocampus comes (tiger tail seahorse)
Lineage: Eukaryota; Metazoa; Chordata; Actinopteri; Syngnathiformes; Syngnathidae
Product: beta-1,3-galactosyl-O-glycosyl-glycoprotein beta-1,6-N-acetylglucosaminyltransferase 4-like
Exons: 12
Coding region: 387-1541 (384 amino acids)
Biological process (GO): protein K6-linked ubiquitination
Cellular component (GO): BRCA1-A complex; BRCA1-BARD1 complex; membrane
Molecular function (GO): protein binding; ubiquitin-protein transferase activity; acetylglucosaminyltransferase activity
Source: RefSeq, a predicted model, not a curated record